AGGCCUGUUAGGUUAUGAAAAAAUCGUGCAAACACUGGACAAGCGUGAGUAACAUAUCGACGGUGUGCCUGUCGAAGACGAGGCGCGAUCGCACGACGAGUCUCGGGGACGACAGUCUCAUCAAUUUCUCGAUGAAGGAGCAGGACAUACCCGAGUACCUGGAGGGCUGCGGGCUGUCGGCCUGCACCACCAGCACGGCCAGCGGCGAGACGCCCGAGGAGGUGCCGCUCCAGGUGUUGAACGAGAGGACGAGAACUAUCCCGUCCUAUGAGAGCAACAGCAACAGUGGCAGCGGCAGCCUGGGCGACACCAAGAAGAUCGUUAUGAUCAAGUAUCCGGACAAGUCGAGCAAGCCGAAGCCCACCAUCAAGAAGACCCCGAUCCAGGCGGAGCUGGACGUGAACAAGGAGUUCGUGCGGUGCCGAGAGAACAGCGUGAAGCGGCUGGACCUGAGCAAGGCCAGCAUCACGAUUAUACCCAGUUCCGUGAAGGAGCUGAAGCACCUGCGGGAGUUCUACCUCUACGGCAACAAGCUGACGACUCUGCCGCCCGAGAUCGGCCACCUGACGAAUCUGGAGACGCUGGCGCUGAGCGAGAACUCGCUCACCAAUCUGCCCAACACCCUGGCGAACCUCAAAUCGCUGCGAGUGCUGGAUCUCAGGCACAACAAGCUCACCGUGAUUCCGGACGUGGUGUACAAGCUCACGUCGCUCACCACGUUGUUCCUGCGGUUCAAUCGCGUCAGGUACGUCAGCAACAAGAUAAGUAACCUGACGAAUCUCACUAUGCUGAGCUUCCGGGAGAACAAGAUCAAGGAGCUGCCCGCGGGGAUAGGCGAGCUGGUCCAUCUUGUCACCUUCGAUGCCUCGCACAAUCAUUUGGAGCACCUGCCCGAGGAGAUUGGCAAGUGCGUGCAACUGUCCACCCUGGACGUGCAGCACAACGAGCUCGUCGACCUGCCGGACACGCUCGGCAAUCUGGUGUCGCUCACGAGACUGGGCAUCCGGUACAACAGACUGACGGUUAUCCCGAAAUCACUGGCGAACUGCAAGAUGAUGGACGAGUUCAGCGUGGAGGGUAAUCAGGUGUCGCAGCUGCCAGACGGUCUGCUGUCGAGUAUGUCGCUACUCACGACGAUCUCGCUGUCCAGGAACAACUUUACCUCCUACCCGGCAGGCGGCCCGUCCCAAUUCUUGAACGUCUACGUCGUCAAUGUGGAGCACAAUCAGAUCGACAAGAUACCCUACGGCAUCUUUUCGCGGUCCAAGAAUCUGGCGAAGCUGAAUAUGAAGGAGAAUCUGCUGAACUCCCUGCCGCUGGACAUCGGUUCGUGGAUCACCAUGGUCGAGCUGAACCUCGGAACGAAUCAACUGCCGAAGCUCCCGGACGACAUACAGUACCUGCAAAAUCUGGAGAUACUGAUACUCUCUAACAAUCUGCUGAAACGCAUUCCGAGCACUAUAGCGAAUCUCAAGAAGCUGCGGGUGCUGGAUCUGGAGGAGAACCGCAUCGACAUGCUGCCGCCCGAGAUCGGCCAGAUGGAGAGCGUGCAGAAGCUGAUACUGCAGUCGAAUCAGCUUACCGCGUUGCCGGACACGAUCGGGGGCAUGAAGAAUCUCACGUACCUCAGCGUCGGCGAGAACAAUCUGCUACAUUUGCCAAAUGAGAUUGGCCUCCUGGAGAAUCUCGGGUCGCUCUACCUCAAUGAGAAUCGGAACCUUCACAAUCUGCCCUUGGGCCUGGCGAUGUGCAAGAAUCUCGGAAUUAUGUCACUUGAGAAUUGCCCGUUGUCGCAUAUCCCUACGGAGAUCGUGGUCGGAGGGUCGUCACUGGUGAUGCAUUAUCUCAAGAUGCAGAUACACUGAUGUGCUUUCAUUAGAUUAAAGAGAUUGUGCUGCCAAGCGUAAACG
Molecule: messenger RNA, 1910 nt
Organism: Wasmannia auropunctata (little fire ant)
Lineage: Eukaryota; Metazoa; Arthropoda; Insecta; Hymenoptera; Formicidae
Gene: Sur-8
Product: leucine-rich repeat protein soc-2 homolog
Exons: 2
Coding region: 15-1865 (616 amino acids)
Molecular function (GO): protein phosphatase 1 binding
Source: RefSeq, a predicted model, not a curated record